Messenger RNA from Meloidogyne enterolobii, 408 nucleotides. Lineage: Eukaryota; Metazoa; Nematoda; Chromadorea; Rhabditida; Meloidogynidae. The record is from the annotation of a GenBank genome assembly.
UUUUGUUGUUGUUUUUGUUCAGGUUUGUUUUUCUUCUUUUUCAUUUAUAUGUUGGUAAACAUUGUUUCUAUUAAAAACUUUGUUUUAUUUUUGAUUGUUUUUGCUUCUAUUGUUUCUGUUAAACAAAACAUCGAAAACAACAACUUAAACAAAAUGUUGUUAAUGAUGUUUUUGUUGUUUUUGUUGUGUUGUUUUGUUGUUCGAGUUUGUUUGUUUAAGUUUUUCCCCUUAUUUUUCUCAUUUAUUCAACAAAACAUGUUGAGAAACAUUUUAAAAACAUCCGAUUUAAAACCUCAAAACUUUUUAUCAAAACAUUGUUUUAUGUUGUUUCAUUUUCAAGUUUUCUUUCUUCCCUCUUCAUUUCUUCUUCAUCUUUAUAAACCUCCCAAAAACUCGUUAUAUUUUUAA